This is a messenger RNA of Culex pipiens pallens (northern house mosquito), 932 nucleotides long. RefSeq lists its product as uncharacterized. The transcript is spliced from 2 exons. The record is from RefSeq and is a predicted model, not a curated record. Lineage: Eukaryota; Metazoa; Arthropoda; Insecta; Diptera; Culicidae. Bases 111 to 932 code for a protein of 273 amino acids.
GAUGCGCAAAGAACCGUCGCAACUCACUGUCGCAGUUGAAAAGCAAAACACCAUUUUAAGUGAUUCGCAAUAUUUAAGAUUUUAAAACUCCGCAACACGAGCCCACCAGCAUGGACUACGACGCUGACGGCGACGCCGAGCAGGACCAGGAAGUGUCCAAUGAAACCGUCGGGCCGGCGAAUGGCUCCGUCCGGUGUUUCUUCCGGGUGUUUAAGCGAAAGUACGGCUCCCAACAGAUGACCGCCGACGAGCGGUUCGGCGUGUGGCUUGUCCGCGCCCACAGCAUCGACGAGUUUCGCACCAGUCUGUGGGAGCUGGUGCGGCCCCACGUAAAGCGCGCCAUCGAGGUGGUGCAGCCGGGGGAUGGGGGCAGAAUUGGGUACGCGUUCCGUUGGGGCGGACCGGCCGACCCGAGCGAGGAAGAUGCGCCACAAUUUGUCACGUUUUGCGAGAAGAAAAAUAAGAAGGUCUACACGUGGAACCACAUCACCAGCACACACACGCUGAAGCGGUGGCAGGAUCAUGAGAUCAUCCUAGUCAUUCACGAGUACUCAACGGCACUUAAAACCAAAGCCGUCUAUCAGAUCGCGCUGAAUACCUUUCUUGCGGCGGGUCUGAAGGCGGUGGCGAAGGCCAGCAGCAAACCCGUAGCGAAGAAACCUGCCGCGGUCAAAAGGCCGGUGCUUCCGCCGGCCGCCGACGGGUACAGCUUCCGGGAUGAGGUUCGAGCGAUGCGAGAGACGUUCUCCCAGAUGCGAAGUCUCAUGAACAUCCUGGACAGCCGGCUCUCGCUGCUGGAGCAAAAGUGUGACGAAGCGACGAUUGUCCCUGUUAGCAUGGACACGACUGAGGAAGCUGCCGAGGAUCCGCUGGUGAAUUUUAGUCUCAAGGUGGAAAUGCUCGACUGUGAUGAAGACGAGGAAGACGACUAG